AUGCCUUCUCCUCAGAAUGUACGUCGGCUUGUCCUGACUGUCGCCGUCACAUCGAUUACGAUCGCAAGCUCACUUUACGGCGCAGGGCUGAAGACAAACGAGGAAAUUGCGGAAACCACACGAAAACGCCAAGAAGCCACUUUCGAGGAACAACUGGCAGCUCUCCAGAACAUGCGCUCCAGCCUCACCUCCCGCAAAGGCCUUCUCGAGAAACAAAUUCGAGAAUUGGAUGCAAAGAUGGAGGAAAAGAAACAACGAGCCGUUUCGGGUAACAUGAAUGCGGAAGAACACAGUCGGCGCUGA
Molecule: messenger RNA, 303 nt
Organism: Penicillium diatomitis
Lineage: Eukaryota; Fungi; Ascomycota; Eurotiomycetes; Eurotiales; Aspergillaceae
Exons: 2
Coding region: 1-303 (100 amino acids)
Source: RefSeq, a predicted model, not a curated record